AUGCAUCACUCUUCCGAAUACUUCAAUCUCAGUACUGGUAUACGUGAAGGAGCUAUUCAGGAUAUUAUGCAUAUGUUUUUCGACCUGCUACAAGCUAUCGCCAUCCCACCGAACAUUUUCUACGUUCACCGCUCUCUGAAUCUUCUCUCUCAAUUCUGGAUCCACUCGAACAUUGUACCUUAUCUCGGCCCACUUGAGUACUUCAUUAACACUCCAUCUAGUCACCGAGUCCACCACGGAAGAAAUCCAUAUUGCAUCGACAAAAACUAUGGCGGCGUCUUGAUUAUAUGGGACAGACUUUUCGGCACUUACGAACCGGAACGGAAAGAAGAAGAGAUUGCUUACGGACUGUUACGCCUGUGGGGUCAUUCAAUCAAAUGUGGUUUCUUCGCAUUCAAAGUUUUCGGUUACGACAAAGGUCAAAUGAGAAACGAGAAAAAUGAGGAGCUGUUUCCAGGAACGUGGAACAAGGUCGAGCGCCUUCCUACUGUUCGCUAUAAUCCUCCACUUUCCGACGCUAUUCGCUACUAUCUCUUAGCACAGUGGGUAUUUCUGAUACAUUGUUUUCUGCAAUUCAAUAUGCUCCGUACAUUCCUCGGUUGGACCGAAUUCCUCUGCCGACUCAGCUUUCUUAUUGCUUACAUACAAAUGUUCGGCUACUAUUUUGAUCAUAGUCGUUUUUCAUGGGUUUUCGACUCGUCGCGCUUGUCACUGUCUAUACUUCUCGGAGUUUUCCUACGUGACUCCUUGAUGGUUGUUUACGGUUGCACAUCGUUGGCAAUUGUUUUUUGGCUUGCAUCAGCUGGCCAAAUAUCAAUGACACAUACUGUCUCUAAUGUCAGUAAUAAUAUACAAGUGAAGGAGAAUUAUUCAUGA
Molecule: messenger RNA, 876 nt
Organism: Cooperia oncophora
Lineage: Eukaryota; Metazoa; Nematoda; Chromadorea; Rhabditida; Trichostrongylidae
Source: the annotation of a GenBank genome assembly